Molecule: messenger RNA, 3064 nt
Organism: Eruca vesicaria subsp. sativa (arugula)
Lineage: Eukaryota; Viridiplantae; Streptophyta; Magnoliopsida; Brassicales; Brassicaceae
Source: the annotation of a GenBank genome assembly
AUGAGAAAAGGGUAUCUGAAUCAAGACAGAGUUGUGGAACAUGAGUUGCAGGAAGUUGGGUUUAGUCCAGAAUCUGACAAGCAUGAAGAUGAUGAAGAGGAAGAGGAAGAAGAAUCUGUGGAGAAGAUCUUUGAGAGCAGAGAAGUACCUUCUUGGACAAAGCAGCUGACUUUAAGAGCUUUUGUGGUGAGUUUUGCGUUAAGCAUCUUGUUUAGCUUCAUUGUUAUGAAGCUUAACCUCACAACGGGUAUCAUACCAUCGCUCAAUGUCUCUGCUGGUCUUCUGGGAUUCUUCUUUGUCAAGACAUGGACAAAGAUGCUUCAUAGGUCUGGAUACUUGAAACAGCCGUUUACUCGUCAGGAGAAUACUGUUAUUCAGACUUGUGUUGUUGCUUCUUCCGGCAUUGCCUUCAGUGGAGGGUUUGGGACAUACCUAUUUGGUAUGAGUGAGCGAAUUGCGAAGCAAUCAGGAGAUGUUGCUCGUGGUGUUAAGAACCCUUCAUUGGGUUGGAUUAUUGGUUUCCUCUUUGUUGUCAGCUUUCUUGGUCUUUUCUCAGUUGUUCCCCUGAGGAAGAUAAUGGUGAUAGACUUCAAACUAACAUAUCCAAGUGGUACAGCAACUGCUCAUCUAAUCAACAGCUUUCACACACCUCAAGGAGCCAAGCUGGCUAAGAAACAAGUGAGGGUAUUGGGGAAGUUCUUCUCCUUUAGCUUCUUAUGGAGUUUCUUCCAAUGGUUCUUUACCGGAGGAGAAAAUUGUGGGUUCUCCAACUUCCCUACCUUUGGACUCAAAGCUUAUCAAUACAAGUUCUACUUUGAUUUUUCAGCAACAUAUGUGGGUGUUGGCAUGAUAUGCCCAUACAUAAUCAACAUCUCUGUUCUCUUGGGAGGUAUCCUCUCUUGGGGUAUAAUGUGGCCUCUCAUUGAAACCAAAAAAGGAGAUUGGUUUCCAGCAGAUGUUGAACCCAGUAGCAUGCAUGGUCUCCAAGCUUACAAGGUGUUCAUAGCUGUUGCUAUAAUCCUAGGAGAUGGCUUAUACAACUUCUGCAAAGUCCUGAGCAGGACACUCUCAGGACUCUUUGUACAGCUCCGAGACACUCCAUCUUUUUCAAGAAGAUCUUUCAUAGUCCAAGAAGAAGACAACAACCCUCAUGCUUCCCCACAAACACCAAAAGAAUCUUAUGAUGACCAACGCCGUACACGCUUCUUCCUCAAAGACCAAAUCCCCACUUGGUUCGCCGUUGGUGGCUACAUCCUCAUCUCCGCAACAUCAACAGCAAUACUCCCACACAUGUUCCACCAGCUCAGAUGGUACUACAUCCUAGUCAUCUACAUCUCCGCGCCAAUCCUAGCCUUCUGCAACGCCUACGGAGCAGGACUAACAGACUGGUCCUUAGCUUCAACAUACGGAAAGCUAGCCAUAUUCACAAUAGGAGCAUGGGCGGGGUCCGAGCACGGAGGGAUGCUAGCUGGUCUUGCAGCGUGUGGCGUCAUGAUGAACAUAGUCUCAACAGCUUCAGACCUCACACAAGACUUCAAAACAGGAUACCUCACACUCUCAUCACCCAAGUCAAUGUUUGUAUCCCAAGUGAUCGGUACAGCGAUGGGAUGUAUAGUUUCUCCUUGCGUGUUCUGGCUGUUCUACAAGGCGUUCGACGAUCUAGGCAUCCCGAACAGCGAGUACCCUGCACCGUUUGCCACCGUGUACCGAAGCAUGGCUAAGCUUGGAGUUGAAGGCGUUGCAUCAUUACCAAGAGAGUGUCUAGUCUUGUGUUACGGGUUCUUCAGCGUGGCGAUUCUUGUGAACAUAGUUAAAGAUAGUUUACCGAGUAAGUUGGGCAGGUUUGUGCCUCUUCCUAUGGCGAUGGCUAUACCGUUUUUCCUGGGGCCGUACUUUGCUAUUGACAUGUGUGUGGGGAGUUUGAUACUUUUUAUUUGGGAGAGAGUUGAUGCAGCGAAGGCUGAGGCUUUUGGAACUGCUGUGGCGUCUGGUUUGAUAUGUGGAGAUGGGAUUUGGUCUUUGCCGAGCUCGGUGUUGGCUAUUGCUGGUGUUAGUCCUCCUGUUUGUAUGAAGUUUCUCUCUGCUUCAACUAAUUCGAAAGUUGAUGUGAUUUUGCAAAGUUUGGGAAUGAAUGGGAAGGCGUCUGUUUCCAAGGAGCUCAACGCCAAACAUUCAAAGAUAUUGGAAGCACUUUUAAAGAAACCAGACAAUAGAGAAUGUGCAGAUUGUAGAUCAAAGGCACCAAGAUGGGCAAGUGUGAACCUUGGGAUAUUCAUAUGUAUGCAAUGCUCUGGUAUUCAUCGCAGCCUCGGUGUCCACAUCUCUCAGGUAAGGUCUAUAACUCUGGAUACAUGGCUUCCAGAUCAGGUUUCUUUCAUGCAAUCUACUGGUAAUGCUAAGGCAAAUCAAUACUGGGAAUCAGAGUUGCCUCCUCAUUUUGAGAGAAGUUCAAGCGACGCAUUUAUAAGAGCCAAAUACAAUGAGAGGAAGUGGGUUUCACCGGGAGGGAUACAACCGGUUCCUACAGCUACCAAGCUAAGCUGCAAAGUAAGUCACUUGGUAGAGAGCGGAUAUAAGCCUGAAACUCCAAAGAAAACAAGAACUCUUUCCCUUGAUGAAGAUCUCCUUCUUAAGCAUGCUCUUCAAAUAACACCUCCAGAAACAAGAAUUCGUGCGGGUUCAGUAGAUAUGAAGGAGAAUCUAUAUGCUCUACCUCUACCAUUGGGGAGGGAAGUUAAGAAACCAAAUCAAAAGAAUGAGAUGUUCUCCGGAGAAUUGUAUCAGAAUAGAAGUACCACCAUAGCACCACCAUCAAGCUGGGCUACUUUCGACUGAAAAGAAGUGAAAGAAUGAGAAGAUGGAGGUUUUAACUAUAUGGUCAAGAGGUUGGCUGAUGUGAAUGGAAGUUGUUCUGUUUUUAAUAUUUUUGGUCUUUAAAUAUAUUUUUAAGUUAUGUAUCUAGUUUUGGUUGCUUGUAACUAAAUCAUUAUGCAAGAGAGACAUCUUGAGUACAUUGGACCAAAAGAAAAAAAGCAAUACAACUCACCAAUUGGUACUAUUAUGA